AUGAGAAUAUGCUGGAUUAUCUGGAGUGAAAUCGCACCUAGCUCCUUAGGUGGAGCCAUGAUUGAUGGACAGUCAGCUUUUGCCAAUGAGCCCCUCAGUAAGGCUCCUGGCAUGAAUACUAUAGACCAAGGGAUGGCAGCACUGAAGUUGGAUAGCACAGAAGUUGCAAGCAAUGUUCCAAAAGUUGUAGGUUCUGCUGUUGGUAGCGGGUCCAUUACUAGUAACAUCGUGGCUUCCAAUAGUUUGCCUCCAGCCACCAUUGCUCCUCCAAAACCAGCAUCUUGGGCUGAUAUUGCUAGCAAGCCUGCAAAACAGCAACCUAAACUGAAGACCAAGAAUGGCAUUGCAGGGUCAAGUCUUCCGCCACCCCCGAUAAAGCAUAACAUGGAUAUUGGAACUUGGGAUAACAAGGGUCCCGUUGCAAAAGCCCCCUUACAGGCUUUGGUUCAGAAUAUAGGUCAGCCAACCCAGGGGUCUCCUCAGCCUGUAGGUCAGCAGGCUAACAGUAGCCCACCAGUGGCUCAGGCAUCGGUAGGGCAACAGACACAGCCAUUGCCUCCACCUCCACCACAGCCUGCCCAGCUUUCAGUCCAGCAACAGGCAGCUCAGCCAACACGCUGGGUAGCACCUCGGAACCGUGGCAGUGGGUUCGGUCAUAAUGGGGUGGAUGGUAAUGGAGUAGGACAGUCUCAGGCUGGUUCUGGAUCUACUCCUUCAGAACCCCACCCAGUGUUGGAGAAGCUUCGGUCCAUUAAUAACUAUAACCCCAAAGAUUUUGACUGGAAUUUGAAACAUGGCCGGGUUUUCAUCAUUAAGAGCUACUUUGAGGAUGAUAUUCACCAUUCCAUUAAGUAUAAUAUUUGGUGCAGCACAGAGCACGAUAACAAGAGACUGGAUGCUGCUUCCAUGCUCUAUCGUUCCAUGAACGGGAGAGGCCCCGUUUACUUACUUUUCAGUGUCAAUGGCAGGGGACACUUCUGUGGCGUUGCAGAAAUGAAAUCUGCUGUGGACUACAACACUGCAGGUGUGUGGUCCCAGGACAAAUGGAAGGGUCGUUUUGAUGUCAGGUGGAUUUUUGUGAAGGACGUUCCCAAUAGCCAACUGCGACACAUUCGCCUAGAGAACAACGAGAAUAAACCCGUGACCAACUCUAGGGACACUCAGGAAGUGCCUCUGGAAAAGGCUAAGCAGGUUUUGAAAAUUAUAGCCAGCUACAAGCACACCACUUCCAUUUUUGAUGACUUCUCACACUAUGGGAAACGCCAAGAGGAAGAAGAAAGUGUUAAAAAGGAACGUCAAGGUCGUGGGAAAUAAAAGGCAGUUCUAACAGACCACAGCAACAGUUGCAUCUGCAUAUCCUAAGAGGAAAAAAUGACCUUCAAGAGAAUUAGGACUUUUUUCUUAAUUCCACUGACUUCAGAGACGAUUGCAGACUUGCAGUUUAAGUAUUGGAAUUUCACAAAAGACAUAGGACUUAACUGGAAAAUGAAAAAAAAAAAAAAAAAG
This is a messenger RNA of Pongo pygmaeus (Bornean orangutan), 1506 nucleotides long. Its product is annotated as YTH domain-containing family protein 2-like. Gene Ontology annotation, cellular component: cytoplasm. Gene Ontology annotation, molecular function: N6-methyladenosine-containing RNA reader activity; mRNA binding. Lineage: Eukaryota; Metazoa; Chordata; Mammalia; Primates; Hominidae. Gene Ontology annotation, biological process: mRNA destabilization. The record is from RefSeq and is a predicted model, not a curated record.